Messenger RNA from Synchiropus splendidus (mandarinfish), 3492 nucleotides. RefSeq names its product muscular LMNA-interacting protein (gene mlip). The record is from RefSeq and is a predicted model, not a curated record. Gene Ontology annotation, biological process: negative regulation of transcription by RNA polymerase II. Lineage: Eukaryota; Metazoa; Chordata; Actinopteri; Syngnathiformes; Callionymidae. Gene Ontology annotation, cellular component: sarcolemma; PML body; nuclear envelope. The coding region runs from base 737 to 3247 and encodes 836 amino acids. Gene Ontology annotation, molecular function: lamin binding; transcription corepressor activity. The transcript is spliced from 13 exons.
AACUCAGGAAAUGAUUUAGUGCUACUGCUACUCGGUCUUUGGGACGGAGUGGACCGGCUACAACAAAUAACUUGAGAGAGUGAGAGCUCGCACACACAGAGGUGACAGUGACGGGGCGCUGGUGGAAAUGUGAUCUAUGAGGACAGCCUGACCCCGACUAUUAACCGCCUGGAAGACCUCCAACUGGGCAAGUCUCCACGGCACCAACUAAGGCGUCAACGUUCUCGUUCGUGCCAGUGGUGCGGACGCUGCCUACUAAACGCGUCAUUGCUGACGAGGACAGACGGAGCUAAAGUGAAAAGCUCUUUUUGCUGAAAGGAAAAAGGAAUGUCAGGGACGUUUUAUUAUAUUUGUGCCUCAACGUCAUACAGUAGAGGUUUUCUGAUGGUGUUUUGCUCCUACAAAUGGCUUGCUCGCACUUGUACACGCGUGUGUAACCAGUUUUCUUGUAGACGUAUACACACUUAGUACAUGUCACAAAAUGCAUUGGGAACAGUUUUUUUCCGAUAUAAGAGAGACUGCUGAGCGGCACAUUGACCAGGCUCCCUCAUCAACAUCCAGCACUAUGGCAACCAUGGCAGGGAAAAUGACCUUUCAGGGUGGAAGACUUCAACCUGAAGGCUAAUCAAUCCUGGGCUCAGAGGAAAACAGACAAAGAUUCUGACACCACGGAGACAAUGGGAAGGAAAUAAACAGAACAGAUCACUUUGAUGUGUUUGAGCUGUUGCAGUACAUUAUGGGAUUCGCAGUGUUCAGAAACAACUGGGACGACACCGUUGGGGUGAUUUUUUCGGCACCUUUUGAAUCAAGACCUGUUCUGGUAUUGCGACAUUUGAUACCUAAUUUCCACCAGAUCAAACCUGAUCUUCAUCCUCUCGACUCGACUGAUUUAACUGGACCCCACUUGUACCCCGGAAGCGCUGACGACGAUCGACAAAGAGGAAUUCCACAAAACCACGCAGUGUAUGAGAGGACGACGGGGGACAUGAUGUCGGAGCGAGGGAUCCUCACAGCUGACUUGGUUUUUAUCCACGAUACAGAGGAGGCAGGAGCGUCACGCUCCGGACAUGAAAUGACGUCCCCGAUGUACCAUGUCACUCCAGCUUCCCCUCAGUCUGAAAAUACUUCCAAACACGAAGCGGCUGGCACGACCUCCAUGGAAACGACUGUUAAUAAACAUGGGGGCAUUUCCCAGCGGCGAUGUCACGCUUCCUCUGGACACGCCGAGGUUAGCUCAGGUUACUUAGCUCACAGGACGCCUGACUCACUGCGCAGACCUUUGGCAGACGUCUUGUCAAACUCAUCCAAAGAGUCGCUUCUCUCUGAAGACUCGGAUCAGGAGAAGAGCUGGUCCACCAUGCGGGGAUCUGCUAUUGCCUCACCUGCCUCCUUCAGUCGCACCGUCUCCCCCUGCUCCUCUGUUCGCUCCGGUGCCUUCACCCCUUCUAUUAUUCAGAUAAAAAAACACUUUCUGGCCCCUGGCUCUAGUCUGCUUCACAUCCCCCAAACCUGUUUUUCAUCCUGCGAGAGCCUGUCUUCUUCAGUCUGUCCCCAGUCGCCUCCUCCGGCUCCUCGGCACCGGCCUCCUCUUACAAGACUCUCCCUUCUCACCGCCAUCCUAAGAAAAGGCCGUCUCCCCAUCCUAUCUCCUGCUCUGCAGAGGCCUUACACCCCCUGCUGGCCUAUGAACCCUGUGACCCUGUCGUUCUGUAAUGCAUGCUCAGCAGCUUCCAGCGUUGCCUCGAUCCCCCUGGAGUUCUCCUCCAGGUUCUCCUCAUCAGCAUCAAUAGACAGUCAAAACUACAAUCAGAACAGAGCCAUCACUUCUCCCAUUUUAAAUGAACACAGCAGGGCAUGUCCUCAGAUAAAGAGAAUCCCAGAGACUGUUUGCUCAAGUACCCCAACAUGGGAGCGGGUCAGAUCUCCACCACCACCUCCUGUGAGGACCACCGUGAGGCCUCUAGCGCCACAGUUUUGCUCAAAAAUUAAAUCGGUUUUCACACCGAAGCGUGAAGAAACCGCUGGAUUUUCUGACACACUUCAGUCAAACUCCCCAGAGCUGAAGCGCAGCAACUUGUAUGUGAAGGGUCGAGAGGAUAAUUCCCUUAAAAGCCCCGUCUCCAAAUCUCCUAAAGCCAUCAGAGAUCAAGAGCCACUGAAAUGCACUCGCCAGCCGAAGUCUUCUCUCUCAAAACUUCAGUGGCUUUCACAACAACUGCGCUCUCCUUCCGCCUGCUCCACGCAGCCUUCCCCCUCACCUGCUGUCAGAACUGAGACCCUCUCACCCCUCCCUCACACCACUCAAAGGUGCACGGGGUCAGAGAGGAAUUACACGCCAUCACACAGCUUCCACAAAACUCUCUCUCCCUCCUCCUGUACACCUGUUGUUUCCUCUGGCUGGCCCACUCCUAUAAACUCCCCCACACCUUCCCCUGCUCCGCCAAUCAGAGACUACACGCCUUCCCCUUCUCUGUCCUUGCGCUCCACGCCAUCGCCGCGGCCGGGGAGUGGAAUAUCAGACUGCGGCGACAGGGAGGGUAAAAAAAGAAAGCCGCACAAGAUUAAGUCCAGCUACAAAUCACUAGCCGCGAUCCCCACCAACACGCUGCUGUUGGAUCAGCAGGCAAUAGACGAGCAGGUGGAGAGAGCAGUGAGUCCUUGUGACAUGGCGGUGGGAAUUCAUGUCGACACCCACGCUGAGAUGUGUUCGCCUGCUCAGCUCCGGCUCCAGUCGCAGGAGCUUUACGCAGAAAUUGAUGAGAUACUGGCGAACUCCAACGCACCAGAAAAAUCGGAGAAAAGGGCUUCCUGGAGAUCAAAUUUGUGCACGGAGCUGCAGAAUGACUCAUCAAUUCCAAAAUCACUGGGACGUGAAACCAAAUAUGCCUCUUUAGGAAACUUACUUCCCUCUGCUGGAGCUGACAGAAAGACAUUCAACUAUAACAAGACGAAGCCCGGAGUUAUUCGUCCGAUGACGGCAAUUCCGAGACUGACAGUGGAGGAUGAGGAGGAGUUUCACCACAACCCUUUCAAGCAGUAUUUUGCAAAGACUGACAGGAAAAAGGCGGAUUGCUCAACUCCCAGGACGGGUGGGAAAACUGACUGCUCAAGUGCAUUAAGUGAAACUUUAAAAGACGAGGAGGAUCCUGGAAAAUGGUUUGCCGUGCGUGACCUACAGAUUACUGAACCCGGCGACGCAGUCGGUCAGUCUUCGAGCCACUCGGGAGCCUGUGGGACUCAUAUUUGAAUCAUCACCAAGCAAACACAACACAGUUGCUAUCAGCAGGUUGGUGAGUGCAAGGGCAGAAAAAAAGCAGAAAGCUAUCCCCCACUCUUUUGUAAGCAAGUGCUUUUUAAACCCACAUCCUUUAGGAAUUACACUGGAUUGUAACCUGGAACUAGAUAUGUGAGCUUGGGUCAUGUUUCAUGAUCAUGCUGCCUGAAUGUCGAAAAUGCAAUAAACUAUUUAGAAGUCAAAUGAAUGCGUUGACC